GGAGGUAAGGUGUCCUGCGGCUGGGGCCCCAAGACCUGGUGGAGGUAGCCAGAACUGCCCCAGGGAUGAGGACUUUGAAGAGGCAGGAUUCCUGAGUGUUCUUAGGAGCAGGGGGAAUUUCUUUAAAAAGAGAAUCACUUCUGCCUGCCUCUCCUAAAAAAGGAAAAAAAACGGACGAAGAAAAUGGGAGGGGCUGAGAGCCCAGUGCCUGGGUCUUUUCCACUCCUUUUCCUGUUUCCUGGGAGGAGAGUUCAUGAAAGGGCUUUGCCUUUCAAGGGGAAAGAUAGUAACGAGAAACACAUGCUGAUGAGACAAAUGUAUUUGAGUUUAAGAGGGUUCUGGAGACCAGAGUCAGAUGUUGGAGACCAAAACCAGCAGCAGACAGAAAGCCAAGGAGAUAGGGAAGAAAGAGUUUCCCCUUGAAAUAGGGAGUGAGCAGUAAAUGGAGAGACAGAAUCCUUGCUCCUGGAAGUUGGCUCCUUGCCAAUUCAAUAGCCUAUUCAGCUUUGUGCCCCCAAUGCCUUGUAUGGCUCCUGGCACAUAGCAGGAGCUCACUGAGUAUUUGUUAAACUGACUUGAAAUAUAUCUUGACAUUAAACAGCAGGAGUACCUACAUUAUGAAUGGAGAGAUGUAUGUGGAGGCACAGUGUGACGAUGAUGGAGGAAAGGCCCUGUUCAUUCAUCCAUUCAUUUAUUCAUUCAACAAACAUUUUUUAUUGUGGUAAAAUAUAUAUAACAUAAAAGUAACCAUUUUAAAUCAUUGUUAAGUCUACAGUUUAGUGGCACUAAGUUUACUCACAUUGUUUAGAACCAUCACUACCAUCCAUCUCCAGAAAUUUUUCAUCCUAAUCGAUAAACAUUUAUUGAGAAUCUAUGUGCCAGACUCUUCAAGGUGCCACAGAUCUAGUAGGGGAGAUAGACACAAAAAUCAGCAAUUCUAACCCAGUGUGAUAAAUACCAUAAAAGACACAGGCUGGUGCCAGUCCCGUGGCAUAGUGGUUAAGUGCGUGCGCUCCGCUGCUGGCGGCCCGGGUUCGGAUCCCCAGGCGCACACCGAUGCACCGCUUGUCAAGCCAUGCUGUGGCGGCAUCCCAUAUAAAGUAGAGGAAGAUGGGCACAGAUGUUAGCCCAGGGCCAGUCUUCCUCAGCAAAAAGAGGAGGAUUGGCAUGGAUGUUAGCUCAGAGCUGAUCUUCCUCACCAAAAAAAAAAAAGACACAGGCAUAAGGUGCUAUGGGAGUAGAGAAGAAGGACUCAGUUGGUUGAGGGGAGGGGCUUUCUGAAGGAGCUGUUAGCCAAACUGAGUCUUGAAGGAGAACUAAGAACUCGUUGGGACAUUAGAGAGAGAGCUGAUAUGGUGCACAACGGAGUGGAUGAAGCAAAGUGAGAUGGCAGAAUGAAAUCCUUGAAACCCUGAGGGUCACACCAGGCAUGGGUAGAGCUGAAUUGCCCUUGAGGGAUCCUGCUUUGGAGGAAGCCAAAGGUGACAUACUGACCCCUCUGCUCCCCAUUGUCAGCAUUAUGUCUUCCCCCAACCCUGAGGACACCCCCCAAGAGCCUGAGCCCUCAAGCUCCAAGAAAAAAAAGAAGAAAAGAAAGUGGCCACAGCAAGAGGCCAGCAUCCAAACCCUCACUAAAGCUGGCCACAGGGCCCUACUGGCUGGCCGGAACCAUGAGGCCUUGAUCAGCUUCCAGAGGGCCUUCCUCUUGGCCUCCGAGGCCCCCCGAGAAAGGAACACCCCUGUUCUCCGGGCCUGUGCCUUCAACCUGGGGGCUGCCUAUGUGGAGACUGGGGACCCAGCCAGAGGCCUUGAGCUGCUCCUGCAAGCCCAGCCUGAAGAGAAGGCACAGGGCGGGUGUCAUGGCGACCAGUGUUUCAAUGUGGCUUUGGCCUACCAUGCCCUGGGCGACCUGCCUCAAGCUUUGGCCUGGUACCACAGGGCCCUGGGCCACUACCGGCCACUCGGUGACCAGGGGCAAGCCCAGGCAAAAAUGGGAGCCUGCUACCAGGCUCUGGGACAGCCUGAGCUAGCAGCCCACUGCCUGCAGGAAGCAAGCCGGGCUUAUGCCCAAGCAGGGCAGCCCCGGGCUGCAGCCCUGGCACUGGGGGCUGCGGCGGGGUGUAUGCUGAAGAGCGGGCAGCAUAGGGUGGGGGAAGUGGUGCAGGUACUGGAGGAGAGCCGGAGGCUUGCUGAGAGGAGUACCGAGCAGGGCCCACUGGGGCAACUCUAUAAUGACCUAGGCCUGGGCUACUCCCAGCUCCAGCUAUUCCCGCUAGCAGCAGAGGCCUUCCUGCAGGCCCUGCCCCUGUGCCGGGGGCCAGGAGAGGAGGCCACGGUGCUAAGAAACCUUGGGAUGGCCCACAACGCCCUCGGCAACUAUCAGGAAGCUUGGGAGCUUCACCAGAGGGCUGCCGACCUGCACGGCUCUGUGGGGCAGCGGUGGGAGCAGGGCCGGAGCUUUGGCAGCCUGGCCUUUGCACUGAGCCAGCUGGGGGACCACAAGGCCGCCAGAGACAACUAUCUGCACGCUCUGCAGGCUGCCCGGGACACUGGAGACAUGAAGGGGCAAUGGCAGGCCUGUGAGGGUCUGGGGGCUGCUGCAGCCAGACUGGGGCAGCAUGAUCAGGCCUUGAAGUACUAUAAGGAAGCACUGGCCCGGUGUCAGAAGGAGCCAGAUUCUGUGCGAGAGCGGCUGGUGGCCAAGCUGGCAGACGCCCUGAGGACCUACUUGGCCCGGGGUGGGCUGAUCCCCACUCACACCCUGACCUCAGCUCCACGGAGGCCCCAGGCUCCAGGUGGGGCCUGCCUGUCAGCAGGCACCCCAGCCAGGGUGGGAAGGGACACAGCAGAAGCGCAGCACAGAUCUUUGGGUGGGUGUGAAGACGAAGAGUUAGAAGAGGGCCAUGAGGAGAAAGAGGAAAAGGGGUCGGUAAAUGUUCCUGUACAGUCCUCUUGGGCGUGGAGACCGGAGCGUCCAGGACCCAGGGCCCAUGUCCCAUUUGGAGGCCAAGGCCCCCUCAGGAUGGAGUACUCUGGCAUUCUGGUACCCAAUGGUCCCCAAGCCAAUAGCAAUCUGAACAACCUUCACCCAGCUCUGGAGGCCCAGGGUGUCCCCUGCCUCCUACACGACCUGACUGUGGGCCUCAGAGAAAAGGGGAGUCCUGCUGAAUGGGGGGACAUGCAGCUUAAGCCCACUCCCUCUUGCCCUGGAGCCCACCAGCAGAGGUCAUCCGAAGGGCCCAGGAAAACCUCCAGCAGGAACCCUCAGAGGAGACCCACCGAGUCUGGCUUCUGCACGAUCAUGUGACCCUACCCUGCUGGCCAUGGCCCUGGCCGCUGUGCUGCCUCCCCAACACACACACAUUCGCAGUUUCUGGGACCGAUCCUCUUCCCAGUUGUUCAGCGCUGCAUGGACAUAGAACACAACACGGUCAGCUCUGUAGUGGGCUCUGCAGUCUCAGCACUGAGGCAUUCAGUUUGCUCCUCACUGGGAUUUUUGGACUCAAUAUGCACAAGAUAAAAGGGAAAUGGAUGCUGAAUUUCCCCCUUUUCUUUCUGGAUCCAGACAUCAUGACUGCUAGGGCCCUUGCCAGUUCGAAAAACUAUGACUUCUUGGUCAAGAGGCUUUGGAGUCACUAACUCUCUCCAGACCUCCAUUUUCUCAUAUGGGAAAUGGGGCUAUAAUACUACAGAAGACCCAUCCUAACGAACCAAGGCACUCCGCUUCUUCCAUGAGACCCAGGGGAUGCUGGAUGCAGGCCCCUCAGGCCCGUAGCCUGGAGGACAACUGCUGCCAGCAGCCACAACGAUACUUUGUAAUAUUUAUUGAUCACUUAGUACCUGCCACAGGCUGUUCUAAGUGCUUCACAGAUGUUUCUCCUUUAAUCCUCACAACAAGCCCAUGAGGCCCUAUUAUUACCCUCUUUCAUAGACUAGAAGAAGGCAUGAAGGUUAAGCAGUCUGUCCUCCCAGGUGACACCGCUAGUAAGUGGAGAAGCCAGGAUUCAAACGAGGCAACGAGCCCUUUCCAGAAUGUGCAGUUCCACUCCCCCAGUUAAGCUAUUGCUUACCAAGAGUUGGUUAUGUUUGAUACCAAAUGUGUUUAUGCUGGUUGUGUGUGUUAAUUAUAAUUUGUAAUUUAAUUAAAUAUUAUAUAAAUUGGUGAACUAAGUAUGUGAAAACAAGCACUGUUUCUACGAAAACUAAGUUGAAUCCUUAGAAGACUUGAUUAAGGUGAGUCACUUUAAAAAGUGCUGUUGAGAGGCCGGCCCUGUGGCUUAGCGGUUAAGUGCGCGCGCUCUGCUGCUGGUGGCCCGGGUUCGCAUCCCGGGCGCGCACCGACGCACCACUUCUCUGGCCAUGCUGAGGCUGCGUCCCACAUACAGCAACUAGAAGGAUGUGCAACUAUGACAUACAACCAUCUACUGGGGCUUUGGGGGAAAA
Messenger RNA from Diceros bicornis minor, 4443 nucleotides. It is a transcript of the gene TTC24, whose product is annotated as tetratricopeptide repeat domain 24. The record is from RefSeq and is a predicted model, not a curated record. NCBI's taxonomy places the organism in Eukaryota, Metazoa, Chordata, Mammalia, Perissodactyla, Rhinocerotidae. Gene Ontology annotation, molecular function: protein binding. The coding region runs from base 1430 to 3307 and encodes 625 amino acids. The transcript has 10 exons.